AUGCUGGGGGCCAUAGGGGACAAUGACGUUUGCCCCAAGGACAAUCCGUCCUAUGUGUGCAACAAGAAAACCAGCUGCAAGAGCUGUGCUGUGGACCAGAACUGUCAGUGGGAACCUCGCAACCAGGAGUGCAUCUCACUGCCAGAAAACGUGUGCGGUGAAAGCUGGCAUCUGGUGGGCAACUCGUGUCUGAAGUUCAUCACGGCCAAGGACUCGUACGACAACGCCAAGCUGGCCUGCCGCAGCCACAACGCCGUCCUGGCCUCGCUCACCACGCAGAAGAAGGUGGACUUUGUCCUGAAGGAGCUGCAAAUCAUGAGUGUAGUGUACAAGGCUACAGUGACUCCCUGGGUGGGGCUCAGGAAAAUCAACGUGUCUUACUGGUGCUGGGAGGACAUGUCGCCCUUCACCAACACCAGCCUGCAGUGGCUGCCCGGCGAGCCCAGCGACGCCGGCUUCUGUGGCUACCUGGCCGAGCCGGCGUCCAGCGGACUGAAGGCCCAAACCUGCAUCAACCCAGUGAACGGCAGCCUGUGUGAACGCUCAGCCAACCACAGUGCCAAGCCGUGCCGGACCCCGUGCGCCAUGAGGAGCACCUGCAGCGAAUGCACCAGCAGCAGCUCGGAGUGCAUGUGGUGCAGCAACAUGAAGCAGUGCGUCGACUCCAACGCCUACGUGGCCUCCUUCCCCUUCGGGCAGUGUAUGGAGUGGUACACCAUGAACUCUUGUCCACCGGAGAACUGCUCCGGGUACAGGACAUGUGGCCAGUGUCUGGACCAGCCGGGCUGCGGCUGGUGCACCGACCCCAGCAACACGGGCAAAGGUCAGUGCAUCGAGGGCUCGUACCGCGGGCCCUUCCAGACCUCGGUCCCGGCCCCAUCCACCCUCCCCGGCCUGCCCGCCAUCCCCCCCCAGCCGGCCCUCAAUGCCAGCAUGUGCCCUAGCGAGGCCAAAUACAACUGGUCCUUCAUCCACUGCCCAGCUUGUCAGUGUAACGGUCACAGCCAGUGUGUCAAUGAGAGCGUGUGCGAGAAGUGCGAGGACCUGACAACCGGCCGGCACUGCGAGAGCUGCAUCUCCGGCUUCUACGGGGAUCCCACCAACGGGGGCAGCUGCCAGCCCUGCAAGUGUAACGGCCACGCCAGCAUGUGCAACCCUAACAACGGCAAGUGCUUCUGCACCACUAAGGGCAUCAAAGGGGAUCGCUGCCACCUGUGUGAAGUCGAGAAUCGUUACCAAGGCAACCCUCUCAAAGGAACAUGCUACUACACGCUUCUCAUCGACUACCAGUUCACCUUCAGCCUGUCGCAGGAGGACGACCGCUACUACACCGCCAUCAACUUCGUGGCCACACCUGAGGAGCCAAACCGGGACCUAGACAUGUUCAUAAAUGCCUCAAAGAACUUCAACCUGAACAUAACCUGGGCCACUAGCUUCACCGCAGGCACCCAGACCGGGGAGGAGAUCCCGAUCGUCUCUCGGAGCAACAUCAAGGAGUUCAAGGACAGCUUCUCCAACGAGAACUUUGAUUUCCGCAACAGCCCUAACAUAACCUUCUUUGUCUACGUCAGCAACUUCACGUGGCCCAUUAAGAUUCAAAUCGCCUUCUCGCAGCACAGUAACUUCAUGGAUCUGGUGCAGUUCUUUGUCACGUUCUUCAGCUGCUUCCUGUCCCUGCUCCUCGUGGCCGCCGUGGUUUGGAAGAUCAAACAAAGCUGCUGGGCGUCACGGCGACGAGAGCAACUGCUGAGGGAAAUGCAACAGAUGGCCAGCCGGCCUUUCGCCACCGUCAACGUUGCCUUGGAGACGGACGACGAGCCGCCCGACCUGAUAGGCGGAAACGUCAAGUCCGUCCCAAAACCCAUCGCCCUCGAGCCUUGCUUUGGCAACAAAGCCGCCGUGCUUUCCAUCUUUGUGCGGUUACCCAGGGGCACCGGCGGCAUCCCUCCUCCAGGACAGUCUGGUCUGGCAGUGGCGAGCGCGCUGGUGGACGUCUCCCAGCAGAUUGUGGGCUACAAGAGAAUUCUGGAGCCUGAGGAACCGCAAACAGCAGCCCACGCACAGCCAUCCACCUGUAUCUGACCAGGCCCCCCCCCCCCCCCCCCCCCCCCCCCCCGCCGUGUUCUCUUCUGCCACCCGACCACCCUAUGCUCUCCCAUCAGCACCCCGCUUCGGCCCCCUCCUUCAGAGACUCCCGCGAGCUCCGCUGUGGCAGGCAGAGGUGCAUGCUGGGAUGCAGGACUAGAACAUUUUGGUGAGGGGCCGAGCCGUCCGGUGGACUGGAGCCUCAGCGGGAUUCCCCUCCCUCUCCUCCUACGGGAACUAUGGCUCCCCGCGCACAGAAUGACCAAAACUGGACACAAAGUGGGGGAGGGAGGGAGGGAGGGAGGGAGGGACAGAGCGGGUGCGGACUUCAGCCCUUCCCCCUCAGAAAACAUUUUGCAUUUGUCGGCACCGCCUCGUUAGCGUCGAGGCGGCCGCGGCUUGCUGCUAGAAGAGAUCCUCGUCUCGUAGUUUUGAAAAAUCCAGAGACUUUGCAACCCUCUAUGUUUUUCAUUUUACUUAAGUUAUUGUUGUUUUUGUUGUUUUGUAUUGUUUUAUUUUGAAGGCAGGAACAUACUGGACAUUUUCAACUGCACACAAACACACAUAAACACAUACUCACACACACGCACACUUCAAGAACAAACAACCUUCCGGGCCCUUCUACCCAUUUGUAGUCCAUCGUCACCUGCUUUCACAUUUACAGCUCAGCACUGAGGGCGACUGUCACUGGAGGCUUGUACAGUUUGGCCAAAGAGCCUGUCACAUUUCUAAUCAGCCGCUGUGUCUUCUCCCCCUUUCUUCUCCGUGGCCUGUCUGAAGCUUUGACUCCGCUCCGGUCUCGCUCAGUCUCUUUGGCCAACUGGCUGCCGAGCCAACCACCUUUCCCGCCUCUCUGGCAGCAUGGCCGAGUACAAAACAAGACCACAGCGGCACCUUAUCCGCGCUGGCUUGCUGGCGGACAGCCAGGCUGGAUCGUAAGCCGGCGCCGAUUGAAACUUUUCCAGCCAAUUACUCCCUCAGUUGCGUAUGCACAGGCAUGGCUCUCACACAGACAGCCGAGCGGUCGGGGGUGAGAAAACCCUCCCGUGUGUGCCGAUUGUCCUUUUGGCAGCGCUGCGCCUCGAGCCCAUCUGAAACAGGCUUCCUAUGGAUCUUGUGACUCUGAUUGAAUGAAGUGAUUAGGCUGAUCUGCGAGAGGGGAGCCGGGGCAACGGUUCAGCAUCUUCUGUGAUCGUUGCCUAAGAAAUCCAUAGCAUCUAAUUGCCGCUCCCUUGUCCCCAAAUUCAACGCACAUCCCUCCCCCGGUGCCAGAAAUCCCCUUGCUGUCCUCUCUGCCGCUCGAUGCCGAUUGUUCCGUGUCCCUGAGCUAUCUACGGCUGCCCAGUUGGCCCCGCAGCAGUGACGUCUCUCUUCAUAUUGAUGCUACUUAACACAGUGGAGCUUCUAAUGCCCAACUUUUCAACUGUACCGGGCGGACAGCUCUGAACAUGAAGCACACACACAUACGUUAGCAGAGUAACCUUUGUGAAGCGCCACUUUUGAAUUGGCCACAUGUCAUGAAAGACCUCGGGUAUUGAUUCAA
This is a messenger RNA of Etheostoma spectabile (orangethroat darter), 3628 nucleotides long. Its product is annotated as attractin-like. The coding region runs from base 1 to 2082 and encodes 693 amino acids. The record is from RefSeq and is a predicted model, not a curated record. Gene Ontology annotation, cellular component: Golgi apparatus. Lineage: Eukaryota; Metazoa; Chordata; Actinopteri; Perciformes; Percidae. The transcript is spliced from 17 exons.